AUGAUAUUUCAAAAAUUAAGAAGCAAUCCAUACACUGCUUCGGUAAUCACUGCAUUAACCUGGGUUCCUGCUGCUAUUUUCUUUGUAGAUCAUGGAUACAGCUAUGCUACCAUCAGUGGCAGAUCAAUGCAGCCUACCUUCAAUCCAGACUCCAGCAUGAUGCGAAAAGAUGUCGUAUUACUAGAUAAAUGGUCAACGACAAAUCACAAAUUUGAGAGAGGCCAAGUAGUGACACUCAAAUCUCCAAUUGACCCAAAAUGCAUCAUCACUAAGCGAAUCAUGGCAUUGCCUGGUGAUACGAUUGUUCCGCUUCGAAAGAAAGACCAAGCUGUGCCAGUGCCUGAAGGACAUGUGUGGAUAGAAGGCGACGAAGCAUUCCAUUCUCGAGACAGCAAUUCGUUUGGCACAGUACCCAUAGGCCUCAUUGAAGCCAAAGUAACCUACAUAUUAUGGCCGCCCUCACGAUUCGGCCCUGUAGACAAGAAGCCUGUAGACAAGGAUCGUGUCAAGAUGAACGCAUUUAGACCAAACAUGGUCGAAUAA
Molecule: messenger RNA, 543 nt
Organism: Mucor velutinosus
Lineage: Eukaryota; Fungi; Mucoromycota; Mucoromycetes; Mucorales; Mucoraceae
Exons: 3
Coding region: 1-543 (180 amino acids)
Cellular component (GO): mitochondrial inner membrane peptidase complex; membrane
Molecular function (GO): serine-type endopeptidase activity
Source: RefSeq, a predicted model, not a curated record